This is a messenger RNA of Paraphaeosphaeria sporulosa, 750 nucleotides long. RefSeq names its product DUF1531-domain-containing protein. The coding region runs from base 216 to 647 and encodes 143 amino acids. The record is from RefSeq and is a predicted model, not a curated record. NCBI's taxonomy places the organism in Eukaryota, Fungi, Ascomycota, Dothideomycetes, Pleosporales, Didymosphaeriaceae. Gene Ontology annotation, biological process: protein transport. The transcript has a single exon.
GAGAUACAUAAGAGCGCUGCGCGCACCACCGUGCCUGCCUGAACUAUACAGAGAAGCGACGACACACCCCGCCUAGUUCAGUCCACGACCCGUCACCACCGCUCCAUACAUUGGCGUGCUGUCUUUCAGGAGCAGCACAAGAAGCUCUUCACACAUUUCCUGGCCCUGAACGGUCGCCGCCACACGCACAUCCUCACUCUCAUCCCCAGAUCGCAAUGGAGAACGUACAGGAAUUUUUCGAUAGCCGCUUCCGUAACUUCAUGGCCUCGUUCUCGCGCCUGAAGCCCGAAGGCUGGAUUCGCCUCAUAUGGAUCGUGGGCGCCUACAUGCUCCUUCGGCCCUACCUCAUGAAACUCGGCGCCCGCGCGCAGGAGCGGCAACACGAGAAAGAAUCGGCAGAAGCGGCUGAUACCGGCGCAGAGCUGCACCCCAACGACUUGCGAGGAGGCAAGAAGGUUGCGAUACCGGGUGUCGACAGCGACGAUGAGGAAGAGAAGUCCGAGGCCAAGCCAGGACAGUGGGGCAAGAAGGCGCGUGUCAGGCAGAGGAAGCUCAUCAGGGAGACGCUAGAGAAGGAGGAGAAGCGUCUGCAGGAUGAGCAGGAGCAGGAGGACCUAAAGGAUAUCGCUGAUUUGCUGGAGGACUGAGCUCACACCAGGAUGAGCGACCUGGGUGGCGACUUCCGCGUGGUUGCUGUCACAAGCUGUGCGAGUUGGUUACGCAACGCUCCCUGGAUUGCAUGCCCCUCUG